Cynara cardunculus var. scolymus (artichoke) is the source of this 786-nucleotide messenger RNA. Its product is annotated as DNA-directed RNA polymerases II and V subunit 8A-like. Gene Ontology annotation, biological process: DNA-templated transcription. The transcript has 5 exons. Gene Ontology annotation, molecular function: DNA-directed RNA polymerase activity. Gene Ontology annotation, cellular component: RNA polymerase III complex; RNA polymerase II, core complex; RNA polymerase I complex. The record is from RefSeq and is a predicted model, not a curated record. NCBI's taxonomy places the organism in Eukaryota, Viridiplantae, Streptophyta, Magnoliopsida, Asterales, Asteraceae. The coding region runs from base 149 to 586 and encodes 145 amino acids.
UGACCCAAACGGGUAUUUUUCCCUUCCUUAAACCCUAGACUCCCACAACUCGCAUAUCUGUCUCUCCCCUCUCGCUAAGGUGGAAACUUUCGAAAUCAAGAUCAAGGAACAGGUUAGUUCUUUUCAUCUGAGCCAAGGUGCAGCAAAGAUGGUUAACCCACACUUUGAUGAUACUAUUAAGGUGGUUGGGGUGGAUGCAGAUGGUAAAAAGUAUGACAAAGUUUCACGUGUUCAAGCACGAGGGGAGGAAUCCGACAUGCACAUUGUGCUGGACGUGAACUCACAGUUGUACCCUAUGCAUGCCGGAGAGAAGUAUAGGAUGGUCUUGUCUCAAACUUUAAAUGAGGAUGGCUCAGCCGUUACCAACAAUUCUGGGGGAAGCAAGAAAUCACUUGCUGACAGAUUUGAGUAUGUGAUGCAUGGACUAUUAUACAAGAUCGCAGACGAUAAGAACCAAAGUGGUGAUGUUGAAGUGGCUGUAUACAUAUCAUUUGGAGGGCUUCAACUUCUGAUGAAGGGUGCUCCCGCAAAGAUGGGUAAAUUUAAGGUUGAUCAAAGGCUGUUUCUUCUGCUGCUGAAAGAGUAAUCAAAUUAAGCUUAGUUGCUUGCUUGUUUAUGGAUGCUAUUUCUAUUUCUCGUGAACUUUGUUCAAACCCUGUGAUUAACAUGUUGUCACUCGGUAGAUUAACCGGUGGUUUUUUCAGUUAAAUCUCGCCUACGGUGUUAACUCUUGGUCCCAUAAAGUUUGUGUACAUGAACUCCUACUAAAAAAAGCUGCGCCUUCUC